Patella vulgata (common limpet) is the source of this 7822-nucleotide messenger RNA. Its product is annotated as aquaporin AQPAe.a. The coding region runs from base 2639 to 3940 and encodes 433 amino acids. The transcript has 7 exons. Gene Ontology annotation, molecular function: water channel activity. Lineage: Eukaryota; Metazoa; Mollusca; Gastropoda; Patellidae. The record is from RefSeq and is a predicted model, not a curated record. Gene Ontology annotation, cellular component: plasma membrane. Gene Ontology annotation, biological process: transmembrane transport.
CCGUCAGCGAUGCAGGAACUGUAGGAUUCCAGUCGCCCUCGGCUAUCUUUUCUAUCCAUUCUUCUGUUCGUUCAAGUAAUGCUAGACAAAAUCGAAGGCAAUCAGCGAAAUAUAUUGAAUUUAAAAUGGAAAACGUGUUGAUUUAAGGGAUUAAGUUAUUGAUACGACAAAGAAUACAGGCGUUAAAUAUGAACAACUGUCAGAUCGAAUUUGUCUGGGAAUGUGCUAGAAAAUGAAAGACUCCUGAGAAUUCAGAAUUUUUCAAAGUUUCUACAAGAAAAGUUGACAUUAAUUAAGGCAAAUCUUGUAGUCAAGGAUCUAAAAAGGGUAACAUUGAGUGCAUUAAAGGAAAUGUUCAAGAGUGACAAGGUGGCGUUAAGCUUUAUAAAUACGGAAGGAGAUAAGGAUUCAGGGAGAAUGUAUAACAGUUGCAAGAAAAGGAUUAUAUGAUAAUUGAUGGCUGAGCAACACAAGCAUUAAAAGGAUUUUAUGUACAUGUAUAAAGCAUAUCAUUAUUCUAAGCUACUUGUGUUCAGUUCAGAUAAGAGAGUCUGUGGCGUUACUCAAAGACAUUUGACGUUAAAAAAUUGUGACACGUCAAUUUGAACACAUUCUAUAUGGGAAGAAAUUGGACGUUAAAAAAAUUGUGACACGUCAAUUUGAACACAUAGUAUAUUGAAUUUAAGAGAUGUUUCGUAAUUCAACGUUGGCUCCUAAUAGAAAAAUUAUCCAGUGACAGUUUUUAUUUGAUCAAAUUGGAUGUUUUGAUAUUGUGCUUAUUACCAGCAAUUGAAUAUUGGAUCUGUGUAACUGAACUUCCGUGGGAAUGAAUGGAAAAACAAAGAGUUUUAUCCGAAGACAUCUGAUUUUAAGACGAUUGUGAGCUGAUCGAGUUGUUUUGAGUCUCAGUAGUGUCAGCAGUAUUGUUUUGUCAGUAAAUUGUGUGGUGAAAAGGAAGAUGUGAGAAUCAAAUAGAGAUUCUUUGAACUCCAGGAUCAAUAUAGAGACAGUGGGAAAGAUGUGGAACGCUACAUUCUUGCUUUAAGACAGAGUUGUUUAAAAAUAUAUUACUCUUUUAAACUUCUGUCAUUUGAAUCAAGUUUGAAUAUCCAGUUUCCACAGAGUUAUUUUUGUGUUGGAAGAAGUUGAAUUGUUACUAAAAGAUAGUUUGUUCUUUUUGUAGCAUGUUAACCCCUGUCUGAGAAUAUCUGAAUUAAUCUCACAGACUAUCAGAUUUACGUGUUACCGGAUACACACAAUAUUAAGGAUUAUAUGGCGUAGAGAAAGAAUUAAUUCCAAAAAAAAUGUAGUGUUUGGAAUUAUUUAAAGUAAACACAUUCUAUCAGAAUUACACGUUACUGGACAUACAUCAUAUUAAGGAUUGAAAUAAUAUGAUAUAUACGGAAAGAUAUAAUUCUAGAAAAGGUGUGAAGGUGUGAAAUCCCUUUAUAAUAGAUAUCACAAAGACAAAUUAUUAUAUGCAUCCUGUUAGGAAUAUUUAAAUUAAUCACAUAAACUAUUGAAUUGCGUUUUACUGGACAUACACAAUAAUUAGCAUCAUAUAGUCUUUGGAAAUUUAAUCCCAGAAAGGUGUGAAGGUGUGAAAUGUGAAAUCUCUCCUUGAUAAUAGAUAUAACAAAAAAAUUUUAUUAUAUAAAUUCUGCUGGGAAAAUUUAAAUUAAUCACAGAAUAUCAGAAUUACGCAGUACAGAAAGAAUUUAAUUCCAAGAAGAUGUGAAGGUUUGAAAUCUCUCCUUUAUAAUAAAUAUCACAAAAACCAUUUAUUAUAUGAAUCCUGCUGGGAAAAUUUAAAUUGAUCACAGAAUAUCAGAAUUACGCAUUGCCUGACAUACACAUAAUAUUAAAGAUUAAAUGGUAUACAGAAUGUUUUAAUUCAAGAAAGAAUGUGAAUUAAUGGUGACCUCGCAUCCACAAUAUUAUGGAUUUAAGUUAUAUGGUGUAUGGAAAUAUUUAAUUAUAGAAAAGGGGUGAAGGUGCGAAAUCCCUUUAUAACAAAUAUUACAAAAGCAGUUUAAUUAUAUACAACCUGCUCAUUGUUAGCUGUUUAACUGCGGUUAGAAUGGAAUAUGGAUUCAGUAAUUGAACCCUGCUGUUGAUCAAAAACAGGACUGAAAUGUUCUGUAUUUGAAGAAUAUUAAUUAGCCAUUCACUCAAAUUAAGCAGUUGAGAAUCAUGUAUUAAGUAAAAGAAAUAACGUGGAAUACAUUGAAAAGGGAUGAUUCGUUGCAGUCAGCAUAGAAAUAUUAAAUACAGUGGAAAUUAUUGGAGCAACAACUGACAGUCUGAUAUGUCAGAGUGUUGCAUAUCCAUAACAUUGUCAUUUGCUUAGACAGUUUGCAAUUUCCUGAGAAAAAAAAUCCUCAGAAAUUAUUUUAAAGAUAAUUGUGUGUCUAAUAUCCAUAACAUUGUCAUUUGCUUAGACGACAGUUUCCUGAGAAAAAAAACCCUCAGAAAUUAUUGACAGUGUGAUAUGUCAGAGUGUUGUGUCGCAUAUCCAUAAUAUUGGCAGUAUCUUCGACGACAGUUUGCGAUUUCCUGAGAAAAAAAAAUCAAAUUUUCUAAUAUUUGUGUAGUGUUGUGUAUAACAAACAGGGUCAAUUGUGUAGAAUUGCUCUUCAUGUCCCAGGUUCCCCUUACCCUGGACGCCGAUGACAACGAAUACAACUCAACAUAUGAACUACGAACCAAGAUGGCGUAUUAUUCUCAAGUAAAUAAUAGUCAACUUCCUCCUAGAAACUAUCGCAAACUGGGUUUGUGCGAAGUUGCUCACAUGGUUAUGCGGGUGGAAAUCCGCACCAUAGAGUUCUGGCGUGCCGUGAUUUCCGAAUGUCUUGGAACAAUGCUUUAUGUGUUUUUGGGAUGUAGUUCCACCCUGACUUGUGGUAGAAGCAUUGACCCUAGCAAUCAAGUCGUACUUGUUGCUCUGUGCUUUGGAUUUACGCUCGCUACGUUGGUCCAGUGUUUUGGACACAUUUCUGGCGCUCACUUCAAUCCAGUGGUGAGUCUUGUGAUGGCGUUAACAUGUAAAGUGACUCCGUUAAGAGGAAUUAUGUAUUCUAUAGCUCAGUGUGGAGGGAGUAUAGCAGGUGCUGCAUUGUUAUAUGGAAUAACUCCUGGUGUUUGUCAGAAUGAAAUGGGAAUUACCCGUGUUAUGACCGGAUUAAAUCAUUGGAAAGCUUUUGGUAUAGAGGCUAUAUUAACCUAUAUUUUAGUUUUCUCGGUAUUUGCGACGAUAGAUCCGAACAGACGUGAACUAGGAAGUAAACCACUAGCUAUUGGUAUCGCAGCAGCCUUGUGUCAUUUAGCAGGGUUUCGUUUUACUGGUAGUGCUAUUAAUCCUGCCAGAUCUCUUGGGCCAGCAUUUGUCAUGAGUCAUUGGGACAAUAUAUGGAUAUAUUGUGCUGGACCAUUAACUGGUGGUGUUAUAUCAGGGUUGUUAUAUGAGUAUAUAUUUGAUCCGAGGAGAAGUCGAAGGAAACCAAAUAUCGCUGCUGAUACUGCAUCAAAUUAUCCUGAUUUUGAGGACAAUGACGAUAUCACAAGCAUUCCACAACACAUGCCAACCACACCGAAUCACGCGUCACAUUAUAAUACCAGUACAGAUCACUAUAGCAACGGUCUAGCAGAAACACAGUGUGGUGGUAGCGGCCAUUGUAGCGAAAAUCACUACACAGCACAUUUACGUAGUCCAGAAAGACAUUCCCAUCCAGACGGAAAUUACGAACCAGUAGGUAGGCGGAGUUACGUUGGAUAUAAUCCUGUUAACCACUCAGGACUUGAAAACGAGGCUUAUCAAGCCUUCGAUACGAACCCCCGUCGAAUUCCCCCGCCACCUCCACGAAACAAGCGUACGCUUCAACAAACAAAUGAAGAGAUUUCAUUGGAUGAUGUUAGUGCAUAUCAGGGACGACAUGGUUGAUUUAUAUAUUUUCUGACUUUUGAACUUUGCUGAAAGCAGACGGAUGGUUAAUUUGUAUAUUUUCUGACCUUUGAACUUUGCUGAAAGCAGACGGAUGGUUAAUUUAUAUAUUUUAUGACCUUUGAACUUUGCUGAAAGCAGACGGACUGAAGAACGGGCAGUAACAAACAUUGGAUUUAUAGUAUUUUUUUGUUUUAGAUACUGGUUGGUGCCGUGUGUCAUCGGGAUCUCUAGGUGCCUCUGCUGUCCGUGAUUACAAUCCAGUCAGAAAGACAACGAGGAUACUCGAUUGAACGUUCCAGAAUUAAAUUCUCUCAAUUCCAAAAAUAGUGUCUAUCGAGUGGAAAGGAAAAUUUCGGAGUACAAUGCAUGUGCCGACUGCAUAAAAAAUAUCUCAACCAAUCAUGACAACUGAAACAUAUUUUUUACUUAAAAUAUGUCACGAUUCUACUCACACCACCUCAGCUGUCGGAACUGGCAGAACAGUGACAGGGCUUGAUUCCGUAUCACUUGAUUGCAAUUCUGUCAAUUCGGGACGUUCCGGACUGACAAUCGAGCACACCCAAAGUGAUACAUAUUGGCCAAAUAAUAAAUUUUUGACAUGUAUAUAUAUUACAAUAACUUACCUGGAUUCUCCUAAUGGUUGUCUAUAAGAAUCCUUUGAAUCCAAAAAUGUUUUAAAAACAACAAGAUUAAUCUGCUUAAUUCUAAGUGGACAAAAGAUUAUCUUGCAUUUUUGAAAAUUUGUCAUAUAUUAUGUGAAAAUCAUCAAGUAUUUAGUCGUUAAGGCCUGCAAGAAUCUGCAUGUGAAUCAGAUUCUGAGAUAUAUCAAUCUGAUUAAACACCCUAAGUGAAUAAUGAACUCUUCUAAUCAACAUAUUGUUAUCUAACAAAUGGAUUAGUUCAUAAUUGACAAAAGGGAUGUUUUUCAAUCUGAUUAAAAUACAGAUCUAUAUUUCGUUUCGUUUUUUUAUACUUUCGAUGGCCUACACUACAUGAAGAUCUGACAAGUUAUAGCGAUAGGUCACAUCAGGGGUCAAAAGACCGACUUAUGACCCUAUGAUGUCAGACAUUUGAUUAACCAAUCAUCAUUGAUGUUACUAGUGGAUUACCCACAGUUCCGUGCCCUGACACCAUUCAGAACACGAGUUAAAUAACAACUCUUCCAGAUCCAAGUGUAGUAAAGACAAGUAAAACGAAAUUUUGAACUAUAAAAACGAAAUAGGAUCUGUGUUUUAAACAGAUUGGAGAUAUUUAAAACUUUCUAGGCUUUCUGAUUGUUCAACAGAGAUUUCAUCUAUUACAUGAUGCAGACAGUUUUGAUAAUAUAUCACAUCUUUAUCAAUCGUCCAUUUUGUGAUUAUUUCCUAGUCUGGUUUAUAAAAUAACUGUGUCUAAAAACUUGUCAACCAACCCCUCCAGAACAAGAAUUAUAGAUCUUCUUUGAUUUGGCAUUUAGUAAUUGAAUAUAUUAACUCAAGGUACAAUUUUAUUGAUACACAAUUACAUGUGUAAUACUAAGUGACGUUUCCGCGAGGAUACUCUUUGAUCUUUAUCGAUCAUUUGCUUGACAAAGAGGAGAGUAUCCUCUACUCUCAUUCAUAAUCAAAUCAAGAAAUGGAUAAUCAAGACUAUGUAUUUUAUCGUACCGACCUUAGUAAUGAUCGAGGCUAGGCCCAAAAUUCAAUCGCUAAAUUUUUGGUUCAUAGUGGAUCAAUUUGACUGAAAUUUUCCACAAAUUCCCUUUACAGUAUCUAGUUUUUAACUAUUAUAGUGAGAACUGCCAGCUCUUUAUCUAAUCUCCCAUAAUGUAGCUUUAAAGCUUUAGCAAAUUGUAAUUAAUAUCAUUUGUUUUAUAAAGGCUAGCUUGUUGCAAUAUUAAUUAUAAAGGCUCAUCUUUGCCUGAAUUGUUUUUUUUGGUUUUUUAAUGAAUAGAGCAGGCACGUGUUCAGAGAAGGGGUCCCUCACCUCAGAGGCGUAGCCGCGAAAUAUAUAUUGGGGGGGGGGUCCGCAAAUGAAAUUAUAUAAAAUGUUGACAAUCUGUGACGCCGGAGGCACGAGGCUGCGCAGCAGCCGAUGUAGCGCGAUAGGGAGAGUGUGGGAGGGUCAUCCACCCUCUGGGGUUGGGAGGAGGCCACCACCAUAAAAUAUUUUUAAAGUUUCAGUCUUCUGUAAACACUGUUUUGGCAUAUUUUACUAGGUUAAACUAAAACAUUACACCAACAUAUUGGGAUAUGUACAGGUUUUAUACAGAUAGAAUCUUAACUAAUCCUAAUAAUUGUUGUAAAUAAAUAGGAGGAAGGGCCUACUAUGUAAAUUUUGUGGUGGUCCAAGUAUAUUCAGACAACCCCACCCCCCCCCUCUCCCAGAAAAACAUGCCUUGCCUAGCUUGCCUCAUCUUUGCUACAAUGGGUUUUUUUAAUGAAUAGAGCAGGCACAUGUUCAGAGGACGGGUCCCUCUCCUAUAUUCAUUGAAAUAAUGUGGAAUAGACAGUAGACAAACGGGGGCCAGAGUCGCAAAGUUAGUAAGCCGCUGGCUCGCAAACCUGGAGAUCACAUGUUGGCUGAGACAAUUCAUCAGGAUUUUUCGACGUGGUUCCCCCUUGUCAGUGGUGCAGGACAGCUGUCUAGUCAUUCGGAUGGGAUUAAAAACAGGUCCUGUGUAUACAUUGGCAUGCAUGUAAAAUUUCCCUCAUAGCACACUGUAUAGAACAGUAGGACGUUAAACACAUUUUCAUUUCCAAUAGACAAACAUUCAAAGUAGGGCCGCCAUUUUGACCCCACUCCACUCUUCCUAUGUGUGUACCCACCUAAAUGAUUUUAUUUAUUUUGAAAAAAAAUAUGUCAGGUUUUUUUUCCAAUGUUGGACCAUCGGACCACAUCCAAUGGUCUGAGGCCCCUGCUAUGAACUAUAUGUAAUUAUCAUUUUAAAAACUUACAUUGUAUAUUCAACUCUUGACUAAAUUUAGUAACUGAAUGAGAAUAAUACAUGACACAAUUAUAUGGAAUACCAGUUACUUAAAAAGUUUAUUUCUGGCGACGAUUCCAUGAGUGUUCUCUCUUCUUUAUCAAGUGAUUUUCCGGCAUGGUUUCCCCUUGUCAGUGGUAUAGGAUGGAGGUCCUGAGAAGGACAGCGGUCUAGUCUUUCGGAUGGGGAAAUAAAAUGAGGUCCAGUGUACACAUUGGAAUGCACGUAAAAGAUCCCUAGGCAGUUGGAAUUUGAUAUUAUAAGAGUAGACCGUAGUGCUCAGGCAAAAUUUCCCUCAUAGCUCACUGUAGGCUAUGGCAUAUACCCGUCUUCAUUAGCCCAGUCGGAGCAGAAAAAUAGGACGUUAAACCCCAUUUCAUUUCUUCAAGAUAUCCAACAAAACUAUUAUAAAAACUGUAACAAUCAUACUUCAUCAGAGAGAGAGAGAGAAAGAGAGAGAGAGAUGGGGUUUAAGGUCCACUCGACACAAACUAGGUCAUUUCGGGACUAACAUAUGGUUAUAAUUUUAUUUACUUAAUUUGUUUGUGCGUAGCAGUGGGAGGAAACCGGUGGACCCGGAGAAAACCCACGAGGUUGGACAGGCGACCCUACUCCUUGCCACGUACAACCGGGGAUUCGAAACCACGUCAGUCGACUCAAUGACAGACUUUAUGAUACAGCGCGCGCACGCUAACCAUUCAGCCAUCCAACACCCCCCCCCCCCAUACUUCAUUAAUCUUACAUCAUAAUCUUACAGAACAGUAUACCACGUUAAACCCCAUUUCAUUUGUAACUUUAAUUCUAUAUAAUUGUGUCAUGUGCUACUCCUGACUGCUGUAUGUAUUAUUUCUUUUAUUGAUGAAUAUUUUCUGGGAAUUAUGUAAAAUAUUAAUAUAAGAAAUAAAAUGUGGAAA